GAGCGUUGCUUGAAUAUGCCAUACCUACUGCCCUUAAAAGGCAUCUAGUAGAUGGUGGGCAGGACAUUUGCAUACGUACUGCUAUAAAUUUGAUAGACUCGCCUCUGUACACCAGAGCGCGCCGGUCCGGGGAAGAAAGCGACAUCCCACACAACCCUUCACCUCGCACAGACAGCAGUAAAACUCAAUUUGCAGUUUGUCGUAUACGGAACGGACAGAAGAUGACUCCUCACUUUGCGCUUGUCCUGUCUCUGACAAUCCUGGCUUGGGGCGUCCACUCAGAGCCCAUGUCUCCAGACGACCAACAGGCCAGCGAACUGCCGGCAGACGAAGAUGAGCCAUUAUCCAACCUUCAGGAAGCGAAGAUGCUCUUGAGAGAACUGGAAGAAUUGGCCGGCGAAGAAAGGAUGACCGAAAACAACGAUGACUUGUCUGUACUUACCGAGAAAAGAACUUAUGCUUUGCACGACCCAAACGUUGCAGCUGGAAGACCUGCAUAUCAGUCGAGCACGGGCUAUGGAGGUAGCCCAGGCCGCGCUGUAGACGGGGGGAGGAGCUCUCACUGGGGACACAACUCCUGCACCCACACACACGCCGAAACCAACCCGUGGUGGUACGUUGACUUGGGAAAGGCAGUCACGGUUGACCACGUGGCUAUCGUCAACAGGCAGGACUGCUGCGCCGACAGGAUCACCCCGCUUGACGUCCAUGUUGGGUACAGCACUGAGGUGGCGAGGAACGCGAGGUGUGGGGAUCAUCACCAGUUUCCGAACGGGCAGAAAGAGCUGACUGUCGGCUGUGGUGGGAAGCGGGGCAGGUACGUGGGGAUCAGGCUGCCGGGCAACCAGAGAAUCCUGACGUUGUGUGAAGUGGAGGUGUAUGCAGCUCCAAACCGAGCCCUGGGACAGCCUGCCGUCCAGUCAAGUGUUGGAUGGAGUGGAUUUUCUACCCGAGCGGUGGACGGCUGCCGCGACCCCAACUACGGCCAGCAGUGCUGUACCCACACCCAGGCCCAGACCAAUCCCUACUGGUCCGUGGAUCUGGGUUCCCAAAAACGAGUGCAAUGGGUGGUCAUCACCAACCGCAGGGACUGCUGCCGUGGGCGACUCAACCCCUUCACCAUCCACAUCGGGAACUCCGCUAACGUCGCGAGCAACCCACGCUGCGGCGGCCAUCACACCAUCCCCGCCGGCAAGGACAAGGAUGCCAUCAACUGUAACGGGAUGAGGGGACGAUAUGUGGGGAUCCGACUGCCAGGCCACGGCCGUAUGCUGACACUGUGCGAGGUCGAAGUCUAUGAAGGUAGUGGAUACAAGAAGAGGACAUCUGACGUACGAGGCAUUGAGGGUCAGGGCUGUGGAGAACAUGAGGAAGGAGACGUCUGGCUAUCUGAUGAGGAUAAACACAACUGCAUCUGUGACCUGAACGAAGCGGUGUGCACCAAGGUGGACUGUGGGGAGGAUGGGGAGGACCAGGAGCCUACCAAGGACGAAGACGGAAUGUGGUCCUGCCCCGAGAUUCCAGAUGCCACGAGUGAGGAGGAACUGGAGCCGGGAAUACCGGACGAAACUGCCAGGGCCAUGGUGGGGGAACUCCAGGCCUAACAGGACAGAGUCGCUGAGAACUGCUCCCGUCUGCAGCGGCCGCUGUAAAAUGAGGAGCCCGUCAAACGGACGUCGACUCGGUGUGCCUUGCGUGUGUUUGCAUCGCAGAUAAAAUAGUCCGAACAAAAAAUUGCAGAAUCAUGCUUCAAAACCUUUUUCAAUGCAUAUGAAAUCUGAUAGGAUGAAACAGCAAUGGAGUGUGUGAAGAGAAGUAAACUUUUAAGGCAAGUGAUCAGAAGUUAGCUACAAACUUUAGUCUGCAAUGUUUCAAAUUAGAUAUUUCUGUUUGAGAAUUCUGUUCUAUUAGUCUGGUGGUGAACUAAUAAGCAUUUAGCCCAGGUCCGUAUAAUAUAGCUCCGGAACACCGAUCUCUAAACCUACGUUUUCAGUACCUUUCGAUCAACUUUCUGUAUGCAAAGGAUAGCGUUUUAUCCAGUAUAGGAUUACCAGUUUAUUGUCAAUUUUUGUUAGUGAAAAGUAAAACAAAGUCAAAAGUUGCAUAUUUUUUACUAAUAGCUUUAGUUUCAUGACAUGUACACAGAAUCUUCAUGUGAUUCAAACAACACUGACGGGAAAUAUCUGUUAUUCGCGCUCAUUCUAUAGUUAUGAUUUUGAUUAUUUUACAUAAUCACCCUCUAUACCUGCUACAUUGUACUUGUAUAGUAUCCAAGGUAUAGUAUCCAUUCCAGUAAUUAAUGCAUGAGUUGUAAUUGACAAGUGAGAAAACAUCAUGUGAGGUGUAGAAACCAUACAAGGAUGUGGAAGGAGGAUGUUUAACACCAGGGAGAAAAUUGUCGAUGUGACUUGCCGUUGGAUCAGAAGUUAAUGAUCAGUAUCAUGAUUCAUAUAGUAAGGUUCUUUUAGCACAACCAGAAAAUAACUUACUUCCGACGUUUCGGUGUCUGUCAGACACCAUCAUCAGGGUGGAAUGACGGGAACUACUUCUUGCUGCUACUUAUAGCCGA
This is a messenger RNA of Branchiostoma floridae (Florida lancelet), 2569 nucleotides long. RefSeq lists its product as uncharacterized. The transcript has 11 exons. The record is from RefSeq and is a predicted model, not a curated record. The coding region runs from base 222 to 1604 and encodes 460 amino acids. NCBI's taxonomy places the organism in Eukaryota, Metazoa, Chordata, Leptocardii, Amphioxiformes, Branchiostomatidae.